This is a messenger RNA of Artibeus jamaicensis (Jamaican fruit-eating bat), 2870 nucleotides long. It is a transcript of the gene RABEP2, whose product is annotated as rabaptin, RAB GTPase binding effector protein 2. Gene Ontology annotation, biological process: endocytosis. Gene Ontology annotation, cellular component: intracellular membrane-bounded organelle. The coding region runs from base 633 to 2339 and encodes 568 amino acids. The transcript is spliced from 13 exons. Gene Ontology annotation, molecular function: growth factor activity; GTPase activator activity. The record is from RefSeq and is a predicted model, not a curated record. Lineage: Eukaryota; Metazoa; Chordata; Mammalia; Chiroptera; Phyllostomidae.
UGGGGAUUAGCAGGAAGCGGUGAAUGGUUGAAUAUCCAAGUGGGGGGACGUGUAAAUUUCUGACGUCUACGACCGACUGCGCUGGGACACAGACCCCCAAAGUGGAGCCAACCCAGCCCUGCGCUGAGGGACGCUCCACGAGGGCAGAGGUGCACAGAAGCCUGGCCACAAUUCUCUGUAAAGUGAACCAUGCUCCAGCGAAACGACGACCAGGGGCUGCGCAAGGGUUCAGCUCCGCGGCUCGGGAAAGACCGCGAGAGCUUUGUCCUCUGCGCGGCGGGGGUCCCGAAGAAAGUAUAAUUUGAGCAGAGCUUCUAAAGUCACACGGAGACACUAGGAAGCCUCUGAUGAAGAGAACUUCUUAGGGGUUUGAAGGACUAGUAUUGUCCUUGAACAGCGCUAUUCAGGAAGGAAGACGUAAACGGGUGGGGCGGGGCCGGGCCCGGCGUCGGGCCCGGCGUAGCCUCAGAUAUCUUCGGCGGAACUCGGCAAUCCCUCAGCGAACUUCGUCCUCAGCUUCAAGCCCCGCUGAUCCGGAAACAGCCGAGCGGAUCCGGAAACAGCCGAGCGGACCCGGAAGCGGUGAGCGCGGUCACCGGGGAGUGCGGGACCCCGCCGUUUGCGCGGAGGCUAUGGCGGCAGCUGCGCCGGCGGCCGCGGGCGAGGAUGGCCUGCGACGGCAGCCGGGGACUGCCCUUGAUCCCCAGCCCCAGGAGGGGGCAAAGGCUGAGGCCGAAUCAGCGGAGCUCGGCCGACUUCGGGUUGAGCUGGCAGGCGCCUUGGCAGAAAUGGAGACCAUGAAGGCUGUGGCCGAGGUGAGCGAGAGCACGAAGGCCGAGGCUGUGGCUGCGGUGCAGCGGCAAUGCCAAGAGGAGGUGGCCUCCCUGCAGGCCAUCCUGAAAGACUCUAUCAGCAGCUACGAAGCCCAGAUCACUUCCCUGAAGCAGGAGCGGCAGCAGCAGCAGCAGGAUUAUGAGGAGAAGGAGCGGGAGCUGGGCCGCCUGAAGCAGCUGUUGUCCCGGGCUCACCCCCUGGACUCCUUGGAGAAGCAGAUGGAAAAGGCCCACGAGGACUCGGAGAAGCUGCGAGAGAUUGUGCUGCCCAUGGAGCAGGAGAUAGAGGAGCUGAAGGCGAAACUGUUGAGGGCGGAGGAGCUGAUUCAAGAGAUCCAGAGACGUCCCCGGCAUUCCCCUUCCCUGCACGGCUCCACGGAGUUGCUGCCUCUGUCCCGAGACCUGUCUCCCCCACUGGAGCCUCUCGAGGAGCUGAGCGGAGAUGGGGGUGCAGCAGCCGAGGCCUUCGCCCACAACUGUGACGACAGCGCCUCCAUCUCCUCCUUCUCCCUUGGCGGCGGGACUGGCAGCAGCACUUCACUGCCCCGUAGCCGCCAGGCCCUGAGCCCCGAGCAGGAAGAGACAGCCUCCCUGGUGUCCACGGGCACCUUGGUCCCUGAGGGCAUCUACUUGCCACCUCCUGGUUACCAGCUUGUCCCAGACACCCAGUGGGAGCAGCUGCAAAUGGAGGGGAGGCAGCUGCAAAAGGACCUGGAGAGCGUCAGCCGGGAGCGGGAUGAGCUGCAAGAGGGCCUGAGACGAAGCAAUGAGGACUGUGCCAAGCAGAUGCAGGUGCUCCUGGCCCAGGUCCAGAACUCAGAGCAGCUGCUGCAGACCCUGCAGGGGACUGUGAGCCAGGCUCAGGAGCGGGUGCAGCUGCAGAUGGCAGAGCUGGCCACCUCCCACAAGUGCCUGAGCCAUGAGGUAAAGCGGCUGACAGAAGAAAACCAAGGGCUCCGGGCUGAGCAGCCGCCACCUGCAGCCCCCUGGGUCCUGGAGCAGGAUGAGGGCCAGGACCAGGCGCUGCCCAGCUCUAUCCCGGAGCUGCAGCAGCUGGUAUGCCGCAUGGGGCAGGAGGCAAGGGCCCAUCAGCAGGCCCGGGAACAUGAGGCCGAGCGCCUUCGGAUUGAGAUUGUGACGCUGCGGGAGGCGCUGGAGGAAGAGACUGCGGCAAGGGCCAGCCUGGAGGGGCAGCUGAGGGUGCAGCGGGAGGAGACAGAGGUGUUAGAAGCCUCCCUGUGCAGCCUGAGGACAGAGAUGGAGCGGAUCCAUCAGGAACAGAGCAAGGCUCAGCUCACAGACCUCCUCUCAGAACAGAGGGCAAAGGUGCUGCGGCUGCAGGCCGAACUGGAGACCAGUGAACAGGUGCAGAGGGAUUUUGUACGACUGUCCCAGGCCCUGCAGGUGCGCCUGGAACAGAUCCGCCAGGCAGAGAGUCUGGAGCAAGUGCGGAGCAUCAUGGAUGAGGCGCCCCUCAGGGACAUCAGGGACAUCAAGGACUCCUGAGAGGCCAAACCCACCCGCUAUGGGGAGACUGCCUUUCUCCACUGCAGAACCAUUAAGCCUAAGCUUUGGGGGUCUCAGGAUGGAGUCUUCCCCCUCUCCAAGCCUGGGGUUUAGGGGAUGGGGCCACCACCACACUGGCCCUCCAGGGCCUCCUCCCAGGAGUGACUGGGCCUUCUGCUCCCAAGGAUGACACUGUGUGAGGGUCCCAACUACCCCCUAGAACCAAAGGUGCAGGCUCAGCCCUGUGACUUUCUGGCUGCUAUGCUGCCUCCUGGGCCCUCACCCCCAUGCCCCCGUCCCCCAGCCAGACUGCCAGUCUCCCUCCCGCCCCCUUUCCUAAGGCAUAGCCAGGCUGUGGGUGGUGGCUGGGAGCCUCUGUCCCUACAUGCGCCCUGGACAGGCAGCUGCUUUCUGGACUGCAUGACACUAAGAUGCUUGUCCCCGAGGGCCAGACCCAGGCCCCAAGAUGUGCAUGGAGGCAAGGCCAGACUUUUCUGUCAUUUAUUUUCAAUAAAUAAGCAGCUCAGCUCA